AUGGCCGACAAGCUCCGCACCCAGCAGCAGCUCGAGCAGCUCCAGGCUCGCUACGUCGGUACCGGUCACGCCGACACGUCGCCCUUCGAAUUCAAGACCAACUACAUGCGCGACUACCGCUCCUCGGUCGUUGGACACCCUGAGUUGCUGCAGCACACCGCCAUCGGCAUGGGCGUCUCGCGCGAGAGGAUCCGCCUCGCGCAGAUCGAGGCCAUGAUCCAGGCUGCUGGCCGCGCUCCUCAGACUCGCAGUGACAAGUACUACGAGGAGCAGCAGGCUGAGCAUGCUAAGAAGAUGGCGACCAAGUGGGCCGAGGACUUCGGCCAGAAGGACAAGUUCACGAGCAUGAAGUUCUUCUCGCAGGGCCCCGACACGGAGGCUCCUGAGGACAAGGGCUCCAAGCAGCUUGUUCGCGAGGACGUCAACAUGGAGGAGGGUCAGGAUGGCAAGGGCCAGGAAUCUUACACCGAGCAUCCUACCUGA
Lasiodiplodia theobromae is the source of this 483-nucleotide messenger RNA. Its product is annotated as Splicing factor 3b subunit 10. NCBI's taxonomy places the organism in Eukaryota, Fungi, Ascomycota, Dothideomycetes, Botryosphaeriales, Botryosphaeriaceae. Gene Ontology annotation, biological process: mRNA splicing, via spliceosome. The coding region runs from base 1 to 483 and encodes 160 amino acids. The record is from RefSeq and is a predicted model, not a curated record. The transcript is spliced from 4 exons. Gene Ontology annotation, cellular component: precatalytic spliceosome; U2 snRNP.